GUGGAUGUGCUGAUGCUUAUUUCAAAAAGCUGGCCAACAAACAUUUUAAACUGUGAAACUCGAGUGAUCGUUGGCUUGGCAUUUGUUCCGAGACGGAUUUUCCCUUUCAGCCAACCAUACCAUAUUUCACCUUCGUUGCAAUUUCCACAUUAUCAUUUAAACAAGGAUCAAGAAAACACAAGCAAUAGCACAAUGGCUCUUGACAAGAAGUCUCAGUUUCCGAUUUUUAGCAAAAUCCUGAAUGGAGGUAUUGCAGGCAUUGUAGGUGUGUCCAUAGUGUACCCAAUUGACCUAGUCAAAACAAGACUCCAAAACCAGAACUCAACUACCGGUGAAAAACAAUAUAAGAAUAUGUUAGAUUGCUUUAAAAAGUCAUAUCGAGCAAAUGGAUAUUUGGGCAUGUACAGAGGUUCCGCCGUUAAUAUUCUGCUAGUUACGCCUGAAAAGGCUAUUAAACUUACUGCUAAUGACGCUUUUCGUUACAUACUGCUGGACAAACAAGGGAAGUUAACUGUGCCACGGGAAAUGAUUGCUGGUGGAACUGCUGGUCUAUGCCAGACUGUGAUAACGACUCCGAUGGAACUACUCAAGAUCAAAAUGCAAUUGAGCGCCCAGCAAUCUACUAGCGGGCAGCGUGCAUCGGCUCUUCGUCUCGCCUCAGAACUGAUCUCCUCCCAAGGAUUUCGGGGUUUAUAUCGAGGUUGUUUGUCUACCAUCCUGCGCGACGUCAGUUUCUCUGUCAUCUACUUCCCGCUGUUCGCCCACUUGAAGUCUGUGGGAUCUCAACAUCAGGGAGCUGAUUUGGUCACUUGCGAAGCCCCUUUCUAUUGGUCGUUCAUAUCUGGUUGUGUUGCUGGAGGCUUUGCGGCUGUGGCCGUCAACCCUGUUGAUGUGGUUAAAACGCGGCUUCAGGCUCAGGGCCAAUCCAAGGAGAUUCCAGGUGGAGGUAAAGGAACUCCAGGCCCAUCUUCCGUCCUAAUGAAACCUCAUACUCAAUCUCGGGAUACGCAUCAGUUAGCAUUCCUCAACGCAAGCGGCGAGGCUAAAGGAGGAGGUGUCGCUCGUAGCCUACACCAGCCCAGUGGCGCUGUGCCGGGUGCGGAAGUGCCUCGCUAUCACGGCAUGGGUGACGCUGUAGUUCGCAUCUUUCGCGAAGAAGGAUUCCGCGCCUUUUUCAAAGGCGGUGGCUGCCGCGUUCUCGUCAUCGCACCACUUUUCGGCAUCGCACAGACUGUAUACUAUCUCGGCGUCGGUGAAUACUUACUCGGCGUCAACACUCCGAAAUAAAAGCGCAACACUCCGAUCAAUUCAUUUCCAGGCCCCCUUUUAGUUUUCUUUCUUCUUUUUAUGAAGCGACAAGAAAACUGGGCCGAAUUCAGUGUUAAUUCUUCUUCCUUUUUUUCCUGAAGAAAAUGAAGUGGUUUUGGGCGCAAAACAAGUUAACUAAGUUUAGCAUUUCUUUAUAUUGAUAAGCGAAUCUCUUUCAGAGAAUAACAAAAUAUUAAAUGCCCUAGACAAUUGAGUGCAGUUUUGGCAGAUAAUUGUUUUCCUUUGCGUCGGAUUUUUCCCGGCAGCGUUAUCAAAGUAAUAAUGAUGUCCAUUUUGUCAUUUUUGAGUUUUGAUAGCAUUUAAUCGUUGGUAUUGUUGCCAUCAGCUUGACAUGGCACUUCCGUAACAUCAUCUUCCUGCCGCCUCCCUUUUCUUGUCUCUCAAUAUUGUUAUCACAUUCACCUAUUGAUUGCCUGUUUCCGCGUUCUUAAACUUGAACUGAAAAAGCUCUGUAGCUAGAGAUUUCCCUUUCUGGCUUGUUAUAUAAGCCGGUGAUAUACCUUUACCCGAGUAGUUUUUUCUUGAAUAAUUUUCAGCUCUUCGCUUUGACCCUUUACCUUAUAUCAAAUAAAAUGUUUUCCACAAGGAA
Messenger RNA from Daphnia carinata, 1918 nucleotides. RefSeq names its product mitochondrial glutamate carrier 1-like. Gene Ontology annotation, biological process: aspartate transmembrane transport; malate-aspartate shuttle; L-glutamate transmembrane transport. The transcript is spliced from 8 exons. The record is from RefSeq and is a predicted model, not a curated record. Lineage: Eukaryota; Metazoa; Arthropoda; Branchiopoda; Diplostraca; Daphniidae. The coding region runs from base 13 to 1287 and encodes 424 amino acids. Gene Ontology annotation, molecular function: L-glutamate transmembrane transporter activity; L-aspartate transmembrane transporter activity.